CUGGAAUUUAGAAAUACAAGUAGAUCCUGUCCCUGGCAGGCUGUACCACACCGCUGAGGGCGGGCUCUCUCACACACUCAGCGAACUCUCUAUCCACUUCUGGCAUUCUCUCUGUCUGUUUCUGCAGAUCUGACCGGCUCCAGAGCCCAUCACAAUGGCUGAUCACUCUUCUGAUUAUUUUAGCUGCUCCCUGUGUCAGAAUCUCCUCAGGGACCCAGUGGCUAUACCCUGUGGCCACAGUUUCUGCAUGGACUGCAUAAGUGGCUACUGGAACGAAGCGGACUACACUGGGAUUUACAUUUGUCCCCAGUGCAAGAUCACAUUCACCCAGAGGCCGGUGCUGCGACCCAACGCCACCCUGAGCAUGGUGGCUGAGAAGAUCAAGAAGAGUGGCCCCAACCUCAACCUGAGCACAUCCCAGGGAAACAUCUACGCCUCGGCCAACGACGUGCCCUGCGACUUCUGCAUUGGGAAGAAGCUGAAGGCGGUGAAGUCCUGCCUAAACUGUCUGGCGUCUUACUGCGAGAAGCACCUGAGGCCGCACUACGAGUCAGCCACGUUCAAAAGGCACAAGCUGGUGGAUGAGCUGGGGAACCUGGACAGGAAGAUCUGUCCUCAGCACCAGAAGUCCCUGGAGCUCUUCUGCCGGACGGACCAGAUGUGCAUCUGUGCCAUCUGCACUGUCAGCGAGCACAGGGGCCACGACAUUGUGUCUGCCGAGGCGGAGAGGAGCGAGAAACAGAAACUGUUGGGAGUUUCCCAAGCUGAGAUUAGACAAAAAUGCCAGGAAAGGGUGAAGGACCUGGAGGAACUCAAGACUGCUGUAGAUUCACUUAAGAACUCGGCCCAGAGAGCCAUGGUGGAGAGCCAGAAGAUGUUCGAAGACAUGAUUCGCUCCAUCGAGAGGAUGAGGUCAGAGGUGACAAAGCUGAUCGGCAUCAACGAGAAGGCCGCUUUCAACCAGGCCGAGGCGUUGAUCGAGCGACUGGAGCAGGAGAUUGACGAGCUGAAGAAGAAGGAGUCCGGCCUCAAGCAGCUGCACAGCACCGAUGACCACAUCCACUUCCUGCAGAACUUUAACUACCUGUGCACCCCGACUGAUGACGGCUUCAUCCCCAAAGUGACGGUUAAUCCCGACUUCACCUUCGCCUCGGUCAGGAAAGCCGUGGCUGAGAUCAAAGAGCGCCUGGAGGAGUACGGCAGAGAGGAGCUGCUCAAAAUUUCCAAAUCAGUGAAUGAAGUCCCGAUCUAUACUACUGCGAGCCGGACGUUGGACCGCAGGAGCAAAGGUAAAGAAAUGACGGUGGACAAUACUCCUCCUCCAGAACCAAGGGCCAGAGCUGAUUUUAUCAAAUAUUUCUGCCAGCUGAAGCUGGAUCCCAUCACCGCCUACAAAGAGCUCUACAUCUCAGAGGGCAGCAGGAAGGUCAUCCGCACCAGAGACCUGCAGCCCUACAGCGACAACCCGGAGAGGUUCGACAGCUUCGCCCAAGUGCUGUGCCGGGAGGCCCUGUCUGGAGGCCGUUUCUACUGGGAGAUCGAGUGGAACGGGGAAUUCUCCAUCGGGGUGGCCUACAAAAGCAUCAGCCGGAAGGGGAAAGGCUCGCUGUGCCUGCUGGGCUACAACGACAAAUCCUGGAGCCUCCUCUGCUCUGACACGGGAUACUCCGCCUGGCACAACCGGGUGGACAAACCCGUCAGCGGGCCUCACUCGUCCAGGAUAGGCGUGUACCUGGACCACACGGCGGGCGUGCUGGCGUUUUACAGCAUAGGCAGCUCCAUGACGCUCCUGCACAAGUUUCACACCACGUUUGUGGAGCCCGUCUACCCGGGCUUCGGGGUCGGAACGUCUGUGAAAAUCUGCAACGUCAAGUGAACAUUUCUAUCUUCACCUGGAGAUAUUCAGAAAUGUUUCUUUUAUCUUAAAACAUACAGCAUUAACGUGUAAAUUUUGCUGAAAUGAACAACAUUAUCAAACCACACUAAUAGUUUAAUUAUGUUUAAAGGAGAAUUUGUUUUUUGUUUUUUAAACUCAACUCAUGCCAUUCUGUAUUCGAUUUUGCACUGCAGUAAAUCCCAGCUUCCAGAAGCUGUAUUGUAAUGAACAAUCAACACGUGGAGCAGCUGAUAUCUCCUUUAUAAUUUUACAAUGUGUCGGAGUGGAGUGAAUGUAACCAUCAAAGUGACAUUUAUUACACUCAGUCCACAAAUUGUGUUUCUUCCUCACAUCUAUUACACAUAAUUUACACUUUAUUCAGCUUAAACUAUUUAAUCAAAACCAGCAUAAGCGCUUUCACAUUUUCUAAUUUUGUUAUGAUUUAUUUUUGUAAUAAAAAGCUCCAGAGCAGUUGUUACGAUCAUUCACUAUUUGAAUAUGAAUGAGCUUUACAGGGAGGGUUGUUUUGGUUUGAUGCUUUCAGUUCAUUCUGAAGAAUGCUUCAUCAUCAUUUCAUUUUUGUUUGCAGUUAUUUGAUAGCUGUUGCAUCAGCUGAGAGCUCUGAACGUUUUUCACUUGAACUAACUCUUAUUUAAUUAUAUGUAUGUUUUGCAAUAAUUAUGUAAUUCAAAUAAUGAAAACUUUUUGUAAAAAAAGAUAUAGAAUAAAGAAUAAAUACACAAUUUGG
This is a messenger RNA of Cyprinodon tularosa, 2624 nucleotides long. RefSeq names its product finTRIM family, member 82 (gene ftr82). The record is from RefSeq and is a predicted model, not a curated record. Gene Ontology annotation, molecular function: zinc ion binding; protein binding. The coding region runs from base 155 to 1876 and encodes 573 amino acids. Lineage: Eukaryota; Metazoa; Chordata; Actinopteri; Cyprinodontiformes; Cyprinodontidae. The transcript has 7 exons.